Molecule: messenger RNA, 1748 nt
Organism: Octodon degus (degu)
Lineage: Eukaryota; Metazoa; Chordata; Mammalia; Rodentia; Octodontidae
Gene: Grb14
Product: growth factor receptor bound protein 14
Exons: 13
Coding region: 174-1535 (453 amino acids)
Biological process (GO): insulin receptor signaling pathway; negative regulation of insulin receptor signaling pathway
Cellular component (GO): cytoplasm; plasma membrane
Source: RefSeq, a predicted model, not a curated record
AGCCAUCCUUAAUUGGCUUUGGGUAGAUUGGAAUCACAUAAGCAGGGUGACAUUUAUUACCACUCUAGCUGUUUCUUUGCGCUGAGCCUUGAGAUUCCCAAGGAGUAGCUGUUAAAGAUUUCUUUCAUUUCGUCGCUGAUCUACCAGAGGGGAUCGCUGUAGGAAGAGCAGGCAUGAGUCUGAGUGCGAGAAGAGUCACUCUGCCUGCAAUAACUCCCAUAGUUCUACAGAAAAGGGUGAUUAAAGUAUACAGUGAAGAUGAAACCAGCAGGGCUUUAGAGGUACCCAGUGACAUAACUGCCCGGGAUGUUUGCCAGCUGUUGAUCUUGAAGAAUCAUUACAUUGAUGACCACAGCUGGACGCUCUUUGAGCACCUGCCUCAUGUAGGUGUAGAAAGAACAAUAGAAGACCAUGAGCUGGUGAUUGAAGUGCUGUCUAACUGGGGCAUGGAAGAGGAAAAUAAGCUAUACUUUAGAAAAAAUUAUGCCAAAUAUGAAUUCUUUAAAAACCCAUUGUAUUUUUUUCCAGAGCAUAUGGUGUCUUUUGCAACUGAAACCAAUGGUGAAAUUUCCCCCUCACAGAUUCUACAGAUGUUUAUAAGUUCAAGUACAUAUCCUGAAAUUCAUGGCUUCUUACAUGCAAAAGAACAGGGAAAGAAGUCCUGGAAAAAAAUUUACUUCUUUCUAAGAAGAUCUGGUUUAUAUUUUUCUACUAAAGGGACUUCAAAGGAACCACGGCAUUUGCAGUGUUUCAGUGAAUUUGGCAAUAGUGAUGUUUAUGUGUCACUGGCAGGCAAAAAAGCCCACGGAGCACCAACUAGCUAUGGAUUCUGCUUUAAGCCUAACAAAGCGGGAGGGCCCCGAGACCUGAAAAUGCUCUGUGCAGAAGAAGAGCUGAGUAGGACGUGCUGGGUGACCGCCAUUAGAUUGCUUAAGUAUGGCAUGCAGCUGUACCAGAAUUACAUGCAUCCGUACCAGGGAAGAAGUGGCUGCACCUCUCAGAGUGUAUCGCCUAUGAGAAGUAUAUCAGAGAAUUCCCUGGUAGCGAUGGACUUCUCAGGUCAGAAAAGCAGAGUUAUAGAGAAUCCCACUGAAGCCCUUUCGGUUGCUGUUGAAGAAGGACUUGCUUGGAGGAAGAAAGGAUGCUUACGCCUGGGCAUUCACGGUAGCCCCACGGCCUCGGCACAGAGCUCUGCCGCGAGCCUGGCUAUCCAUCGGGCUCAGCCAUGGUUUCACCACAGAAUUUCUAGAGAUGAGGCUCAGAGGCUGAUUAUUCAGCAAGGACUCGUGGAUGGAGUUUUCUUGGUACGGGAUAGUCAGAGUAACCCUAAAACUUUCGUUCUGUCAAUGAGUCAUGGACAAAAAAUAAAGCACUUUCAAAUUAUACCAGUUGAAGAUGACGGUGCGACGUUCCACACUCUGGACGACGGCCACACGCGAUUCACAGACCUGAUCCAGCUGGUGGAGUUCUAUCAGCUCAACAAGGGUGUGCUUCCUUGCAAGUUGAAACAUUACUGUGCUAGGAUUGCUCUUUAGCCAAUCCAGAAGUGACUUGUUACACUACUGAAGAAGGACUCAAGGGGAAAAAUUAGAGAGAGACAGUAUAUAAGGGUGAAAACUGUGAGAAUGUAUUUCACCCACAAGUUGCAAAACAAAAGUUUGUGGAUUGCAAAUAAGCAAAGACUUGAAUUGCAUUAUAUUCAUCAUUUAAAAUUUACUAGUUAAAAUUAAACUGUAGGAAAAAAAUGA